AGCACGCCUAAACUUAGCAUGGCUUUGUAUGUGUGACGCAUUAGAUCCUGGAAUGAGGUAAUAGGUGUGUACAUGCAGCAAAUCUCUCCAGUAGUUUUUUGUUCUUGUGAAUUGCAUGAUUAAAUGAAACGAUCUCACUCCUCCGCCGGUCUCAGCACAAGCUUCUGGACAUUAUGCCACUUAAGGAGGUCUGUGAAGGUGUUCCAGAAGAGGAUGGUUUUGGGACGGGGACGGAUAGUCUCUUUAUUUUAGAAAAGUGUGAGAAAGACAAGGAGCCAUGGAAAUCUCUGAUAAAAAGGAAGGUGCGAAAAAAGUGUUCCUGCAGUACUGAUCGAGCCAAAGCCCUGCUUAUAGAUUCCUUCCCAAUAUUGAAAUGGCUCCCACGCUAUCGUUUCAAAGACUGGAUUAUCGGAGAUGCCAUGUCGGGCCUAAUCGUGGGCAUCUUGCUGGUUCCCCAGUCCAUCGCUUAUUCAUUACUGGCAGAACAAGACCCUAUUUAUGGCCUAUAUACAUCCUUCUUCUCCAGCAUUAUCUAUGCCUUGCUUGGCUCCUCUAGGCACAUUUCAGUGGGGAUGUUCGGUGUAUUGUGUCUGCUGGUGGGGCAGGUAGUGGACAAGGAACUUACUUUAGCCGGAUACAACUCAGACACCAAUCUGACGACUCUGGUACUCAUGGACAACAGCACCGGUCCAGUCUGUGACCGAAGCUGCUAUGCAAUCAUGGUGGGAGCAACGCUGACUUUCACAGCAGGUGUCUACCAGGUGUUGAUGGGUCUCCUACAAGUUGGAUUCGUGUCAGUCUUCCUCUCGGACUCUCUGUUGAGUGGUUUUGCUACAGGGGCUUCUCUCACCAUCCUCACAUCCCAGGUCAAGUAUUUAUUGGGCCUCCAUCUUCCUCGGGUCCAAGGCUGGGGCUCACUCAUAAGAACUUGGAUCAGCCUGUUCACAAAUCUGGGCAAGACCAACGUAUGCGAUCUCAUCACCAGCAUCGUCUGCUUGCUCGUGCUUGUACCGACCAAGGAGCUUAAUGACCGUUUCAAGGCAAAGCUCAAGGCUCCAAUUCCCUUUGAGCUCUUUGUGGUCAUUAUAGCUACUCUAGCCUCCCAUUUUGGUAAUUUCAAGGAAACAUAUAGGUCAGAUGUAGCCGGAGAGAUUCCCACGGGAUUUAUGGCUCCACAGCUACCAAACUGGUCUCUCAUACCCAACAUCGCUGUUGACGCCUUCUCAAUAGCCAUCGUUGGUUUUGCCAUUACUGUAUCUCUGUCUGAGAUGUUUGCCAAGAAGCAUGGUUAUGUAGUGGACGCUAACCAGGAGAUGUAUGCUAUUGGGUUUUGUAAUAUUAUUCCAUCCUUCUUCCGUUGUUUCACGACCAGUGCUGCCUUGACCAAGACUCUUGUGAAGGAGUCGACUGGUUGCCAGACUCAGCUCUCAGCAUUGGUGACUGCUCUGGUGCUGCUGCUUGUCCUGCUUGUCAUUGCCCCUCUUUUCUACUCAUUGCAGAAAUGUGUUUUAGCCGUCAUCAUUAUCGUCAACCUCCGUGGAGCACUGCGAAAGUUCGGAGACAUUCCCAAAAUGUGGCGCAUAAACCGCGUGGACACUACCAUCUGGCUGGUAACAAUGGCUACCUCAGCACUAAUCAACACUGAGUUGGGCCUACUGGUUGGAGUUCUGGUUUCUGCGUUCUGUGUGUUAGGCCGAACGCAGGGUGCUCAGGUCCUGCAGCUUGGCCAAGCAGGAGAUCGUGAGGUCUUUGAGGACUUAGCAUCAUAUAAGGGCCUUCAGACCUCACCAGGAGUAGCUGUUUUCCGGUACAGUGCUCCUAUCUACUACGCCAACCAGGCUUUGUUUAAGAAGUCACUGUACCGCAACGUGGGCCUGGAUCCGCUCAAAGAAAAAGCCAGGCGUAAGAAAUUGAAUAAGCAGAAACAGGGUGAAGAAGAACAGAAGCAAGAGAUAGAAGUGUCCACUGAUGUGUUUCUGCUACAGCAUACGACCUUUCACACAUUAAUCAUAGACUGCAGCCCAGUGAUGUUUCUAGAUACCGCCGGAGUUAACGCUUUGAAGGAAGUAUGCAAGGACUACAAUGACCUAGGUGUGUGUGUACUUUUGGCACAAUGCAGCACCUCUGUUACUGAUUCUUUGCGGAGGGGAGGCUACUAUGACCCAAAGAUCGGAGCCAAAGAAAUACAGUUUUACACUGUUAGUGAUGCCAUCUCAUAUGCCCAAAGCUUGAAGUCACAGAAUGGUAAUUGUGACACUUUUGUGUGAUGCUCUAUGAUGUUUGAAUUUAUAAACGGUUUGCAAUGAA
Misgurnus anguillicaudatus (oriental weatherfish) is the source of this 2307-nucleotide messenger RNA. It is a transcript of the gene slc26a2, whose product is annotated as solute carrier family 26 member 2. Gene Ontology annotation, cellular component: membrane. Gene Ontology annotation, biological process: sulfate transmembrane transport. The record is from RefSeq and is a predicted model, not a curated record. Lineage: Eukaryota; Metazoa; Chordata; Actinopteri; Cypriniformes; Cobitidae. Gene Ontology annotation, molecular function: secondary active sulfate transmembrane transporter activity.